AUGAGUGAUGUCGAGGCAGUCUCCCUACCAGCUGCCCUGGACGUCGGUCAGAACACGCUUGCUACAGUGAAGCCGGACCCUCUUGGUCCCCCAUCACCGCAUCGAGCUCGUCCAGACUCUCAUCCACGGGUAGACAAUGAUGGCCAGACACAUGAAUAUUCAGAAGGGGAGGUGGAUGGGCCUCCUAGCCCCAGGGCGGACUCAGAAGCUGAAACAAUAAUCCAAUCGGGUCGAGAGUCCUUGUCCCCAGAGAAGAAAAGGAAACAUAUCAAGCACGAUCCGAGUCGCCACGAGCCCAAUGGCGUUGAUGGACAUCAGCGACAGAAACCACGGGUGUCAACGGACAUCCAAGAACGGGAACGACAACGGCAACAGCAGCGACGCUCACGUUCUCCAAGCCACCGAGCAAUCUCCCCCUCGGCGGUGAAGAUUGAGAAGGCUGAUGAUUCUCAGAUCUCAGAACAGGAAGGUGCCCUCGAUGGAACUGACCGCGGACCCGAGAGGCCUCGCGCCUUCCGUAAACGGAGCUUCAGUGACAGUGCGGAGGAACAACAAGAUCGACAUCGCGCACACUCGCACGCACCCUCCCAUCCUGUUCGCGAACUCAAACAUAACACUAACACGCGCCUUUCAAGGCCGCCCUCCGACACGCGUUCAGUCUCACCCAGUCGACGAUCCCACCAACGAUCUGCUUCAGGCUCCCAAUUUCCAACGAAGAAAAAGGCACCGACGCCUCUCACAGGAUUCGCGCGGCAGAGCUCUGAAGACCGACAAUCGACCUCGUCCUCCCAAAGCGGCUCGCCACUGCCUGGAGCGCAUCUGCGGAAGCUUGGGUCUGGAGUCGGCGCGUCCGCGUCGCCUGCCAAACAUAUGGGACCAAAGAAGUUGCGCGACAAGAGCGGCCGGACUCCUCUUGCACGGGCAUGCGCCGAUCGGAAACAUGACCAAGUGGUGGCGCGCCAUGCCGAACGACCAGAAGACAUUAAUAUCCCCGACAAUGCAGGCAACACUCCCCUACAGAUCGCAGCGCUUGCUGGCGAGGCCGAAAUCGUCAAGUUCCUGCUCGAGGCAGGGUGCGAGAUAAACACCAAAAAUAUCGACAAAGACACCCCAUUGAUUGACGCGGUCGAGAACGGAAAUGUGGAGGUUGUCAAGCUUCUGCUUGAUGCAGGUGCAAACCCACGGACUGUGAACGCCGAAGGCGAUGAGCCCUAUGAAUUGGUUCCGUCCUUUGUCGACGACGACGAGUAUGAAGAGAUGAGGAAGGCACUUGCUGACGCGAAGGCGAAUUUGCGACCUGGUCGACGCUCAGAGGAUCACACCGCAUCAGAAAUCAAGGAACCAUCUUCACGACGGGCUUCAACAGUUAGAGGAUCCGCAACUAGCCCCCGAGAAUCGCCUCCGAUGCGCAGUCCCCCUCCUGUGGGCCUGUCCAACCGACGGAAAGGUGGGAGAAGCGAAGCCACCAGAAACGACCUUUUGUGGACCAAACCAACAUUUGAGAAUCUUCGAGAGUUUGCUGCCAAAGGUGAUGAGGCUGGUGUGGUCAGCAUUCUCAAUAUUCUGCAAAAGGCCGACAAUGCUUCUUUGAUCGCUGCGGCGAAGGGGGGUCACCAUGACGUUCUCUCGCUCUUGUAUGCAAUGGGCAACGCGGAGGCAGAUCCAAACCCGUUGCGUGGUCAGAAGCCGGGGUACAAUACGCCCAUGCUGGCUGCCAUCGGCCGCGGCAACACCGCUGUCAUCCAGCUCAUCCUGAAUCAACCUGGCUUUAAUCCCACCCGUCGCCUGUUUGAAGACCGAACAUACUUCGAUUUAUCUCGUGGUCGGCAGGGUGAGAAUUGGGAAGAUGAGUAUCAGAUCCUGAAGGACGCAUACGAAAGGUACGAUGGUUUCGACAAGGGUCGGAAGGACAACUCACCUCGUCGAGCUCGUGGGAAAGAGAAGGAGGAGAAGCGUUCACGACAGGAUUCCUCUUCUCCCGUCGCCCGCAAGAAGGCUCAUAGCAGUCCCAACGCUGGGAGACACCGUGAUUCUUUGAAAGAUGUCGAUUCCACCAAAGAAAAGCGACGCGCAAAGGAGCGCGACUCAUCGCGACCACCGGAUUCAAAAGACCCCUCGAAGCUCAAAUCUGCGUUAUCGGCCAGACGAGACAGCGAGUCUAGUGGGAUGGUACCAAGUGAAGAGACGAGAAAAAGACGACUCAUCGCUGGACGUCGCCCCAAGGAGCGCAGAUCCAGUCUCGUCUCUUCUGAUUCACUCUCUGGACGUGAAGAGGCUCCGAAGUCUCGUGACACAGCAUCUGACAACACUUUGUCUUUGAAACGCGUCCGCAAUGAUCGAUCCCCAGAGCGAUCCCGUUCUCGUGGCCCUGAUAGUGAUCCCUUAUCUCCCGACUCGCGCAAAAAGAAGAGGCGCCUUGUUCCUGAAGAGAAGCCUUCUACUGCCAACGGUGCAUCAAGGCAGCCUGACCAUUCAGGCAAAUCACAUCCCCACCCACGCCGAGUCCAGGAGGACUUCACUCAAACUUCCGACCAUCAACAACCCCAGUCCACCGAUAUUCUCAAGAAACCUCCUACCCGCCCAAGCUCUCCUCAUCGUGAAUCCAUCAAAAAGAACGGUGACGUGAAAAAGGAUUCUUCUCACGAGCCCAAAGUCGACUCUGCACCUGCACCUGACGCAGCUUCAGUCGCGAAGCGUCUUGAGCUCGAAGCCGAGGAGCGCCGACAAGCACAAGCCAAGAAGACACACGAAGAACGUGUUGCGAAAGAGAAGCGCAUCGCAGAAGAAGUCGAACGCGAACGACUUGCUAAAGAAGAAGCCGACCAAGCUGCUAAGGCUGCCCAGGACAAGGUCGAGGAGGAAGACCGCAAACGCAAGGAGACGGAACAAAGACGUGCCAAACAAGCCGAGGACGACCGUCUGAAGAGGAUGGAGCAAGAGCGUGCUAGAGUUAACAAGGCGCGCCGCGAGCGGGAGGCAGCAGAGCACCGGCGUCGCGAGGCACUUCCUGGUCGCCUCCGUGCCGCUGCGAAUCUUGUUGGCUCCAAUAAUCCGCGCGCGAAAAGUCACGACUGGCUCAAGACCUUCAUGCCCCUUGUCACUGCCCACAGCCGUCAGCUCGAUCCUGGUUGCAGUGUGGAUAUUGCCGACGAGAAGUGGAUUCCGAAUUACUUGGUCGCUCCUCUGCUGGCUACUAAUGAUCUCCAACUUUCACAAUAUCCUAGUUGGGAGAAACGAAAAGCGACCCCGACCCAACGGAAGAAUCUAUGGCGUGUCACUCGUCGCAUGUUGAUCUACACAGACGAUCAAGGAUUCCAGGAAUCAAGUGUCGGCCAGGUUAUGCAGAGGGAUUGCGACACGCGCCCGAAGUACUUUGGGAUGGAACAUGUCUUUUGGAUCAGACUUUCGGAUUUCACAGACCUCGUUCCACACAUUCCUCACUUGCACGGUCUCCACCUGCAAUUCUUGAACAUGCACAUCGAUCCAGAGCCGCAGGCGGCCGGCGCUGGCUUUGGCGCUCCUCACCUCAAUGGCCACGGCCCGGAAACCUCUCUUGAUAUGAAUGGGAUCAGCCACCUCAAUGGGGUUGGCUACCCUCGAUCCAGUACAUACGUGUAG
Molecule: messenger RNA, 3618 nt
Organism: Penicillium bovifimosum
Lineage: Eukaryota; Fungi; Ascomycota; Eurotiomycetes; Eurotiales; Aspergillaceae
Product: putative histone deacetylase complex subunit (Hos4)
Exons: 2
Coding region: 1-3618 (1205 amino acids)
Molecular function (GO): protein binding
Source: RefSeq, a predicted model, not a curated record